GUAGCCCUAAUUUCAUUUUCCCCUUUUCCCCACAUCUCCCUUCCACUCCCGCACCCACCCACCCACGAUCUUCCCCUCCCUUUCUGCAUUUUCAAACAGCUGCUGCUACAAUCAUCGUCGACGCGAGGCGCUGCCACUGCUGAUUUUUGUGGAUGAUUGCAAAUAAUAACCUCCCAUCCAAAACUUAUCAGCGAAGCAAUGACGCUGUCGGAAGAGGAAAUCACUAGGCUGUUCAGGAUCCGAAGAACGGUAAUGCAAAUGCUGAAGGACCGGGGUUAUUUUGUUGGGGACUUUGAGAUUGACAUGACCAAAGAGCAGUUCAAGGAUAAAUACGGUGAGAGCAUGAAAAGGGAAGACCUUGUUAUCAAUAAAGCCAAGAGAAAUGAUAGCUCUGAUCAGAUCUAUGUUUUCUUCCCUGACGAACAAAAGGUUGGUGUAAAGACAAUGAAGACUUAUUCCCAGCGCAUGAAGUCGGAGAAUGUUUUCAGGGCAAUCUUGGUGGUUCAACAAAAUUUGACUCCCUUUGCUCGGAGCUCUAUAAGUGAGAUUUCAACAAAAUUCCACCUUGAGGUUUUCCAGGAGGCAGAGUUGUUGAUAAACAUUAAAGAGCAUGUUCUUGUUCCUGAGCAUCAAGUACUUACAAAUGAGGAGAAGAAAACUUUGCUGGAGAGAUACACUGUGAAAGAAACACAGCUGCCUCGUAUGCAAGUGACUGAUCCCGUCGCGAGAUAUUAUGGGCUGAAGCGUGGACAAGUUGUGAAGAUUAUCCGACCAAGUGAAACAGCUGGUCGAUAUGUCACUUACCGAUAUGUUGUGUAAAUAUUUUUUGACAACUUGGCAACUGCUUAGGAAAGGGUUUGAAACUGUACUCGAGUUGACACUACACUUUGCCUUAGUUAAAAGUUAAAACGGCUGGGAUCGAUUAAACUUGAUAGUUUUUUAAUGGAGGUUUUUAGCAGACAACUCCUGAAUUCAUCUCCCACGGUAGUGCAUCCAAUUGUGUGCUCUGUGUUGGUAGUAUGUAAUGCGGUUGGUAUUUUCUAGUUUCUAGCAUCUUAAAUUACUGGACUUUUGUAUGCUUGUUUUUAA
Messenger RNA from Carya illinoinensis, 1089 nucleotides. RefSeq names its product DNA-directed RNA polymerases II and IV subunit 5A-like. Gene Ontology annotation, molecular function: DNA binding; DNA-directed RNA polymerase activity. Gene Ontology annotation, cellular component: RNA polymerase I complex; RNA polymerase II, core complex; RNA polymerase III complex. The record is from RefSeq and is a predicted model, not a curated record. Gene Ontology annotation, biological process: DNA-templated transcription. The transcript is spliced from 5 exons. Bases 199 to 819 code for a protein of 206 amino acids. NCBI's taxonomy places the organism in Eukaryota, Viridiplantae, Streptophyta, Magnoliopsida, Fagales, Juglandaceae.